Messenger RNA from Cololabis saira (Pacific saury), 795 nucleotides. RefSeq names its product proteasome 20S subunit beta 6 (gene psmb6). The record is from RefSeq and is a predicted model, not a curated record. Gene Ontology annotation, cellular component: proteasome core complex. NCBI's taxonomy places the organism in Eukaryota, Metazoa, Chordata, Actinopteri, Beloniformes, Belonidae. Bases 28 to 729 code for a protein of 233 amino acids. Gene Ontology annotation, molecular function: threonine-type endopeptidase activity. The transcript has 7 exons.
CCGCGGACAGCCCAUAGCGUGUUAACUAUGGCGGCAGCGACGUCGAUGAUGCCGGUGUUUGGACACCAGAUUUCUCCUAAAAACGACCUGGUACCGGACUGGACCCGCCAGGAAGUCAGCACCGGGACCACCAUCAUGGCGGUGGAGUACGAUGGCGGAGUGGUGAUUGGAGCCGACUCUCGGACCACGACCGGAGCUUACAUCGCCAACAGGGUCACCGACAAGCUGACACCCAUCCACGACCGGAUCUUCUGCUGCAGAUCAGGAUCUGCUGCAGACACUCAGGCCAUCGCCGACGUGGUCACCUACCAGCUGGGCUUCCACAGCAUCGAGCUGGACGAGCCGCCGCUGGUGGAGACGGCAGCCAACCUGUUCAAGGCCAGCUGCUACCGGUACAGGGAGGAGCUGAUGGCCGGGAUCCUGGUGGCCGGCUGGGACCGCAGGAAGGCCGGGCAGGUGUACUGCGUUCCUAUUGGUGGGAUGUUGGUGCGCCAGCCGGUGGCCGUGGGCGGCAGCGGCAGCUCCUACAUCUACGGCUUCAUGGACUCCAACUACAAACCCGGGAUGAGCAAAGAGCAGUGUCUGGAGCUGACCAGCGCCGCUCUGACUCUGGCCAUGGAGCGCGACGGCUCCAGCGGCGGCGUGGUUCGUCUGGCGUCCAUCUCCGAGGACGGCGUGGAGCGCCGGGUCAUCCUGGGAAACCAGCUAACCAAGUUCUCCACACACUGAGCGCGCUCAGUGACACUGACCAAUCCAUUGAGUUUUUUUUUGUGUUUAAUAAAGGUUUCAAUCUGU